CCCCAAAUAAUUUUCUCAGAAGUUCCGUAAAUCCCCCCACCAUGGCUACUGAUCAGCUCCACCUUCUCACCGUUCUUGACCGUGCAAAGACCCAAUUCUACCACUUCACAGCGGUGGUAAUCGCCGGAAUGGGCUUCUUCACCGAUUCCUACGAUCUCUUCUGCAUAUCCCUCGUCACCAAACUCCUCGGCCGCAUUUACUACACUGUCGAAGGCUCCUCCCGUCCAGGAACCCUCCCUCCGGCCGUCGCCGCAGCUGUCAACGGCGUCGCACUCGCCGGCACUCUCGCCGGUCAACUCUUCUUCGGCUGGCUCGGUGACAAGCUCGGCCGCAAGCGCGUUUACGGCCUCACCCUCAUCCUCAUGGUCGUCUGUUCCAUCGCAUCCGGUCUCUCCUUCAGCAGCUCUCCGACUGCCGUCAUCACCACACUCUGUUUUUUCCGAUUCUGGCUCGGCUUCGGUAUCGGCGGAGAUUACCCUUUAUCCGCCACCAUAAUGGCAGAAUACUCCAAUAAGAAAACUCGAGGCGCAUUUAUCGCCGCCGUCUUCGCAAUGCAGGGGUUCGGAAUUCUCGCUGGCGGCACGGUAGCGAUCGUAAUUUCCUUAAUUUUCAAGACCAUUUUCAAAGCUCCGCCGUACUCGGUGGACGCCGUGAAAUCGACGGUGCCAGAAGCGGAUUACGUAUGGAGGAUUAUAUUGAUGUUGGGUUCCUUGCCGGCGCUUUUAACAUACUAUUGGCGGAUGAAAAUGCCGGAAACGCCGCGUUACACUGCCUUGGUUGCCAACGACAAUAAGAAAGCUUGUGCUGACAUGUCGAAGGUGUUGAAUGUGGAAAUCGGUCAAAAUGUGGUAAAUGAGACUCAAAGUAACACAAAUGCAAAUUCAAACUUUGGGUUUUUUAGUAAGAAAUUUCUGGAGAGACAUGGGAUUCAUCUCUUAGGGACUGCCACCACUUGGUUUCUAAUCGAUGUAGCUUAUUAUAGCCAAAAUUUAUUCCAAAAGGACAUUUUUAGUGCUGUGGGUUGGUUGCCACCGGCCAAAACAAUGAGUGCUUUAGAAGAGGUUUUCAAAGUCGCUAAGGCUCAGACACUCAUUGCCCUUUGUGGGACGGUUCCUGGCUAUUGGGCCACGGUUCUUCUCAUAGACCGGGUUGGUCGGUUCUUUAUUCAAGUGGUUGGAUUUUUCUUCAUGACGGUUUUUAUGUUUGCGAUUGCAAUUCCUUACCAUCAUUGGACCGGGAACCAUGUGGGGUUUGUUUUGAUGUAUGGGCUUACGUUUUUCUUUGCUAAUUUUGGACCCAAUAGUACUACUUUUGUUGUCCCUGCUGAGAUUUUUCCGGCUCGGUUUCGGUCAACUUGUCAUGGGAUAUCGGCUGCAGCUGGGAAAGCUGGGGCGAUUGUUGGAGCUUUUGGGUUCUUGUAUGCUGCUCAGAGUCAAGACCCGUCGAAGACCGAUCUGGGUUACCCACCCGGGAUUGGAAUGAGGAAUUCUUUGAUCAUUUUGGGAAUUGUCAAUGUGUUUGGGUUACUUUUUAGCUUUUUGGUUCCGGAAUCUAAAGGGAAGUCUUUAGAAGAAAUGUCCAAAGAGAAUGAAGUUGGAGAUCGUGAAGAAGAAAACCAAGAAAGUAGUAGAGUCGAACAGGUUUAG
Cucumis melo (muskmelon) is the source of this 1646-nucleotide messenger RNA. RefSeq names its product probable inorganic phosphate transporter 1-7. The coding region runs from base 42 to 1646 and encodes 534 amino acids. NCBI's taxonomy places the organism in Eukaryota, Viridiplantae, Streptophyta, Magnoliopsida, Cucurbitales, Cucurbitaceae. Gene Ontology annotation, molecular function: phosphate transmembrane transporter activity. Gene Ontology annotation, biological process: phosphate ion transport; transmembrane transport. The record is from RefSeq and is a predicted model, not a curated record. Gene Ontology annotation, cellular component: membrane. The transcript has a single exon.